CUGCACCACUAGGCGCACCCCUGAUGUAUGUGACCUUUAGCCCUCAACAAGCAUCAUCCCUUGUAACCAGUCUACCAGAUCCUGAAAAACAGCCCAUGCCAUUUUACAGAAGAGUUGCCCAGAUCCAGAAGGCAUACUCCUGUGCCUGGCGGGACCUGGUAAGUCUCUGUGAAAUCAAAGCAGGGGAUGCUUACUGGCCAGUAAUGCUAAGGUGUUUCAAAGUGGACAGUGGCAUCCCUGACAAUACAUAUGGUUCGGGAUGUGAGUUUGUGACGCAGUUACAACAGUGGGCACGUGACCGCCUGGCAGACCAAGCAACAAACAUCCAAGACAUUACACAAGAUAAGGCUGAAUCAGUUGAGAAAUUCCAUACUAGGAUGUUGCAGGUGUUCACCGAUUUGGGAUUCAGCACACAAAACAAGGCACAUACGCAGAUGCUAUCCUCUGCAUUUGUAACAGGCCUCAGGGACACAAUCCGGAAAGGCCUGCUACUAUCUCGGCCAGAGUACAGAGUGUUACCUCUUGACACUCUACUACUGGUAGCAAAGGGCAUAGAGUCCUCACAGGGUAAUAGGAAGGCAGUCCCUCUCAUGUUGACUUCUGACACACCAUACCCGCCACCACAAACACGAAACCCGCGAGCCUGCUGUUACAACUGUGGGAAGCCCGGACAUUUUCGGAGACAAUGCCGAAGCCCGUGGAGAUCCGAUCGAAGACAGCCCGAUCAUGGGGACCAAAGAAGAGGAGAUGCUCAACACCAAGGACAAAACGUCCAGGGGAAUCCCAACUCAGCACCCAAUGAUUGGCCUCCUCCUCCUCUGUUUGGCCAUAUGGAUCCAUAGGAAUUCGGCAAGCCUGUGUCAUACACUCCAACCAUGAUCGCAACACACAAAGAUUCAGGGGGACCUCUAGCCAAGAUAACACUCAGCAUCGAGGGCCGGCCCACUCAGUUCAUUUGCGACACAGGUGCUGCCCGGUCUGUUAUUCGAACGAAAGAAUUACCCGAUAUCUCCUUCCUAUCUGACAAUGACAUCACGUGCGUUGGAGUGGAUGGAACACCCCGAAAAAGUCCUCUAACCCGCCCCCUACAAGUUGGCAACAUCCCUGACCUGCUAACAAGAUUUGUGGUUUCCGACACCUGUCCCUUGAACUUACUAGGGGCUGACGUCUUAUCCAGACUCCAGGCCUCAAUCUCCUUCCAACCUGAUGGUGGUAUCCGAGUAACCUCACCACUGACUGAUGAAGACACGUCAGCAUUAUGCUCCAUUCCGCUCUUGCUGUCCCUAAACGUAGAAGACAAGACUGGAAUUCCGGAAGAGGUUUUAACCCGAAUACCUUCCUGCCUGUGGUCUACAGGCCCAGAAGACAUCAGUCAUCUAAAAGUCCCGCCUGUCAUGGUCAGAAUGAAGCCUGGUGCCCCUUUCCCCAGAAAACCCCAAUACCCCCUCAAGCCCUCCGUGUCAGCAGCAAUCACUCGCCAGAUAGAGGCCCUCCUCCAGAAUGGGGCUCUUAUACCCUGCACAAGCCCCUGCAACACCCCACUCUUCCCAGUCAAGAAGAAAACCCCAAAAGGAGAACCUGUGAAAUAUCGCAUGGUGCAGGACCUGCGAGCAGUGAAUGAAGCCACCAUACUGGAGACACCCAUCGUACCCAACCCACACACCUUGCUGGCAGGAAUACCACCCACGGCCAAGUACUUUACUGUGGUGGACCUAGCGAACGCCUACUUCAGUGUCCCCCUAGACCCGCGUUGUCAAUUCUUAUUCAGUUUCAUCCACGAAAGGAAAAGCUACACCUGGACUGUAAUGCCGCAAGGUGCCCAGAACUCCCCGUCCCAAUUCUCCAAGGCAAUGAAAUUCAUUCUGGACACGUGGAUCAAACUCCACCCAGACGUUGUGCUUCUCGAAUAUGUGGAUGACCUCUUGCUUUGCGCAGAUACCCAAAAUGAGGCUGCCACCCACUCUGAAGACCUUCUUUGUUACCUGGCUGAACAAGGCUGUAAAGCAUCAAAACAGAAGAUCCAGUGGUGCAAGCAAACAGUGGUCUUCCUUGGACAUUGUAUCUCACAAGGCGUAAGACAUCUUACUCAAGAACGAAUAGCUGUGAUCAAAGCAAUUCCGGUGCCAGUUGGCCACAAGUCUCUCCAUGCUUUUCUGGGCCUAAUAUCUUAUUGUCGUUCAUGGAUUCCAGAAGCAUCUCUGCUAAUGCAACCACUCUAUGAUGCUCUAAAGACUGAUCCUUUCACUCUGCCACCAGAGGCCCUUACAAACUUUGAAAUUCUGAAACAGAUCCUGUCGUCGGCCCCUGCCCUUGGCAUACCAGACUAUGAAAAGAGCUUCAAGCUAUUUGUCUCAGAGAGAGAAGGACACGCCACAGGAGUACUGGCCCAAUCUUGUGACAACAGACUUAGACCUAUCGGGUACUAUUCCUGUCGAUUGGAUCCAGUAGCUAGGGGGGCACCCUCCUGCCUCAGAGCUGUUUUCGCAGCCCAAGCCCUUCUGGACAAAACUGCAGAUCUUGUGCUGGGCCACUUCCUCAUCCUUCUAGCUCCGCAUGACAUAUCAGCCGUGCUAAACCAAGUACAACCAAAACAUAUGUCAGCAGCAAGACAUCUCAGACUACAAUGCACUUUGCUCCUCCCGGACAAUAUAUCCCUCCUCAGAUGUAACACCCUCAACCCGUCCACUCUGCUCCCGCUUUUCGAGGGGGGAAACGACCCUUACGAUAUCUCUCACGACUGUCUUGAAAUCAUGAAGAUGGAAACUACACACCUGCCAACAGUUAGCAGAGUGCCUCUGGACGACCCUGACCUGACUAUCUAUGUUGAUGGAUCAAGAUAUGCAGAUCAUGAAGGGAGGUACCACACCGGAUAUGCUGUCACUACCAGAGACACAAUCCUCCAUGCCUCUGCAUUGCCCCCCUCUAAGUCCGCACAAGAAGCAGAACUUCAGGCCCUAAUCAUGGCAUGCAAGCUGGCGGAAGGGAAGAGGGCUAACAUUUAUACGGACUCAAGAUACGCUCUUGGAGUGGCCUGUGAUUAUGGUGUCCUGUGGAAGAAUAGGGGUUUUCUGACAGCAGUGGGUACACCUAUAAAACACAGCGCAGCAGUCAGGGACCUGAUUGAUGCUCUGCUACUUCCUACCCAAGUGGCAGUUCUCAAGGUAAAGGCACAUGGCAGACUGAACACUCAAGAAGCACAAGGUAAUCACUUGGCGGACACUGCAGCAAAACAUGCCGCAAAAGGUGUGCGAGAAGUUGUACGCAGAGUGGACGUCCAAAACAUUCCAACACAAGAGACAGUACAAGCCACCAUGAUCUUGCAGAACCCUCCUGUGGAUUGGGCACGCUUGAAGGAAAUGCAAGAGGCAGCAAGUGAAGAGGAAAAAGGAACAUGGACGAAGAAGGGAGCCAUAUUGAAGGAUGGACUCAUGGAAGUGAAUAAGAGACCAUGUUUACCACGGUCCAUGUUCCCAGCUGUGGUGCAGUGGGCUCAUGGUGCUUCUCACCUGUCGAAGACCUUGAUGAAUGCUUUGAUCAAUAAAUACUACCUGGCCCCAGGAAUUACCCCACUUACCAACAACUUCUGUAAGUCAUGCGUCAUUUGUGCCAAGUGCAACCCAGGCAGAACAGAAAAGACACCCAUGAAACAUCUAGCUAAAGCUCAAUAUCCCUUUCAACGAAUACAGAUUGAUCAUAUUCAGAUGCCGAAGAGUGGCCGGUAUGAAUACGCUCUAGUAAUCGUUGAUAUGUUCAGUUCCUGGCCCGAAGCGUUCCCUGUGACCAACAUGACAGCGAAGACCACAGCCAAGAAGCUUCUAACGGAAAUAGUGUGCAGAUAUGGUGUCCCAGAGGUCAUAGAGAGUGAUCAGGGGCCGGCUUUCACGGCCUCGUUAACCAAAGAAAUAUGGACAGCCCUAGGGGUCACACUUGCUUUCCACACCCCGUAUCACCCUCAGAGCAGUGGGAAGGUAGAAAGAUUGAAUGGCACAAUAAAAUCCCGAAUGUUGAAAAUGUCUCAGGAGACAGGGAUGAGCUGGCCAGACAGUCUACCCAUCGCCCUGUUCAGUGUGAGAUACACUCCUAAAGAGAGCCAUGGUUUAUCACCUUAUGAAAUACUGUUUGGUUCAGCCCCGAGAUUAGGGUGUUAUUAUCCACAACAGUUAGAUCCUGAGUUAGAUACAGGAACACACAAGCUGGUCCCCGGUGAUUGGGUUCUGGUGAAGAAAUUUGUGCGAAAACACCCUCUUGAACCAAGAUAUGACGGUCCCUUCCAGGUCCUCCUAAUAACAGCUACAUCUGUGAAAGUUGCAGGGAAGAAUACCUGGAUACACGCCUCCCACUGCAAGAAGGUCACCAUACCCAAGGAAACGGAUAAAGAUAAAUCAUGA
Messenger RNA from Rana temporaria (common frog), 4388 nucleotides. RefSeq lists its product as uncharacterized. The transcript has 2 exons. NCBI's taxonomy places the organism in Eukaryota, Metazoa, Chordata, Amphibia, Anura, Ranidae. The record is from RefSeq and is a predicted model, not a curated record. Gene Ontology annotation, molecular function: RNA-DNA hybrid ribonuclease activity; nucleic acid binding; aspartic-type endopeptidase activity. Bases 876 to 4388 code for a protein of 1170 amino acids. Gene Ontology annotation, biological process: DNA integration; proteolysis.